UAGUGACAAUAAAAAAACAACAAUUAUGAAAUAUUGACAACAUGAUAUUACCGCUGCUUUCCUAAUCAUCAUUUUAAAUUAUAUAUAUAUGGAAAGUUGUUAGGUCCACCAAAAGACUUUAUGCAUAUGAAUGUGUAUACGUGGAAUCCAUGUGGAUCAAAUUCAAAUAACAUUUUUUAUAUGUAUAUGCAUGCAUUUGAAAGGGAAGAGAAGAAGAAGAAUCUUAUAUAAUAUGUUUUAUUCUUCAAGCUUUUUAAUGCUUAAAUUCUUUUUAAUUUUUCAUUGCUAGAAAAUGGAAGGCUUGGGAAAAGAGAGACAUGAUAUGGGAGAAUCAUUUCCUAUGACUGGUGGAAAUGGGUAUUACAGCUACUUCAAGAACUCCGAUGUUCAGAGAACUGCAGUAGAGAUGGCAAAAUCAAUGAUACUAAGAUGGAUUAUUGAACACCUUGACUUAGAAGAAGCUUCUUUCAGCUUGUUCACCAUUGCAGAUUUAGGUUGUGCAUCAGGACCCAACACAUUCAUUGCAGUAGACAACAUUGUACAAGGUGUAAUAAACAAGUACAAAUCCAAAAGCUACUCUAACCUUCCAGAGUUUCAAGUAUAUUUCAACGAUCAUACUGCCAAUGAUUUCAAUACGCUCUUUGCCAAUCUUCCUUCAGACCUAGGAUAUUUUGCAGCUGGAGUUCCAGGGUCUUUCCAUGGCAGAUUGUUUCCAAAAUCAUCCUUAAACUUUGUCUACUCAUCUUCGGCGUUGCAAUGGCUUUCAAGGACGCCAAAAGAGUUAAGUGAGUUGAAUUCUAGUACGUGUAAUAAGGGUAGGAUUCAUUACGCAAAUGCAUCAAAUGAAGUUGGUAAAGCUUAUUCUGCUCAGUAUGCAAAGGACAUGGAAUGUUUUUUAGCUGCUAGAGCUGAAGAGAUUGCUCCUGGUGGAUUAAUGGCUAUGAUUAUUCCAAGUCGUCCUGAUGGAACACUUCCUUCUCAAUGUGCCCUUAGCCAUGUUUUUUCUCUGGUGGAGUCCUCCAUAAUAGAUAUGGUAAAUGAGGGAAUAGUGAGCAAAGAUCAAUUGGACUUGUUCAACUUGCCUUUGUACAGUCCAUCAGAAGAGGAGCUAAGAGCAUUGGUAGAGAAAAAUGGAUACUUCAGCUUUGCAGAAUUUGAAACUCAUGAAUUUUCAAUGCCAUUACCUUCUGCUGAAUUUAUUAGAGCUGCUCUUGAAAACCUUAUCAGGAAUAGUUUUGGAUCUGAGAUUACUGAACAAAUAUUUGAUAGAUACUCUGCAAAAUUUGCUGAGAUUUCCCGAGACACUGCUGCUCAUUGCAGUUCAAUUGGUUUUAUUUUCCUCCUCAAACGUCGCCGUAUUUGAGAUACACUUAUCAUUGGAUUCUGUAUGUUUCAACAUGGUCUUUUUCUUUUUGUUUUAGACAUAAAGAUAAUUGCAUUAUAAGACUGCUAAACACAGUCUGUCUUAGUAAUGAUUUCAAGUUUAUGUAUGUUAACUUCUUGCACUUUUCUUUUUAUUUUAAUAAUAUU
Molecule: messenger RNA, 1530 nt
Organism: Manihot esculenta (cassava)
Lineage: Eukaryota; Viridiplantae; Streptophyta; Magnoliopsida; Malpighiales; Euphorbiaceae
Product: loganic acid O-methyltransferase
Exons: 3
Coding region: 293-1363 (356 amino acids)
Biological process (GO): methylation
Molecular function (GO): S-adenosylmethionine-dependent methyltransferase activity
Source: RefSeq, a predicted model, not a curated record